AUGCGAAAAAUUCUCUUCAAAAAGGACUUUUCACAAGUGACGACAAUCGUACCUGCCCACGCCAUCGCCAUAUGCAUUCGCAUAGAGCAAAAAGCGGACAGAAAGGAAGUUUAUCUUGCAGAGCAAUCGCUUCAGUUGCUGCGUAACGUCGUGAUCUCCCAACAAGCAUAUGAAGCUGCUACUUUACGUAUGAGAAUGAACAAGAAAACUCCUCUCCCGAAUGGUUGA
Messenger RNA from Necator americanus (New World hookworm), 228 nucleotides. RefSeq lists its product as uncharacterized. The transcript has a single exon. The record is from RefSeq and is a predicted model, not a curated record. Lineage: Eukaryota; Metazoa; Nematoda; Chromadorea; Rhabditida; Ancylostomatidae. Bases 1 to 228 code for a protein of 75 amino acids.